Oncorhynchus kisutch (coho salmon) is the source of this 2774-nucleotide messenger RNA. RefSeq names its product septin-2. Gene Ontology annotation, molecular function: GTP binding. Lineage: Eukaryota; Metazoa; Chordata; Actinopteri; Salmoniformes; Salmonidae. Gene Ontology annotation, biological process: cell division. The record is from RefSeq and is a predicted model, not a curated record. The coding region runs from base 153 to 1199 and encodes 348 amino acids. The transcript is spliced from 12 exons.
GACAAACGGGCGUCAUGGGAUGAGGGCGGGACAUUGGAGCUGUUUCCGGAGUCCCUUCCCUGGCCUGGGAUAGAAAGAAGAGGGGGGAAAUACUUCUGUUUAUUUACAUUUCAUAAGUUACACACAGGUUCAGGCGACCAGCAGCAGUGACCAUGUCUCAGUCUGCAGAGAAAGGGAAGUUCCCCGAGGCGGCAGGAUAUGUGGGUUUUGCCAACCUGCCCAACCAGGUGCACAGGAAGUCAGUGAAGAAGGGAUUUGAGUUCACCCUCAUGGUCGUUGGAGAGUCUGGUUUGGGCAAGUCUACGCUGAUCAACAGCCUGUUUUUGACAGACCUCUACCCAGAGCGAUACAUCCCUGGGGCCGCAGAGAAGAUUGAGCGGACGGUGCAGAUAGAAGCCAGUACGGUGGAGAUUGAGGAGAGGGGCGUGAAGCUACGCCUUACUGUGGUCGACACCCCAGGAUACGGAGAUGCCAUCAACAGCCAGGACUGCUUUAAGACCAUCAUCCAGUACAUUGAUAACCAGUUUGAGCGUUACCUUCAUGAUGAGAGUGGCCUGAACCGCAGACACAUCGUAGACAACAGAGUCCACUGCUGCUUCUACUUCAUCUCUCCUUUUGGACACGGUCUGAAGCCUCUGGAUGUGGAGUUUAUGAAGGCCAUUCACAGCAAGGUCAACAUCGUCCCUGUCAUCGCUAAGGCUGACACACUCACACUGAAAGAGAGAGACCGCCUUAAGAGGAGGAUCCUGGAUGAGAUUGCAGAGCAUGGCAUCAGGAUCUACCAGCUGCCAGACGCUGACUCAGAUGAGGAUGAGGAGUUCAAGGAGCAGACACGAGUACUGAAGGCGAGCAUUCCAUUUGCUGUGAUUGGUUCGAACCAGCUGAUUGAGGUGAAAGGGAAGAAAAUCAGAGGUCGUCUCUACCCCUGGGGGGUCGUGGAGGUGGAGAACCCAGAGCACAACGACUUCCUCAAACUACGCACCAUGCUUGUCACCCACAUGCAGGACCUCCAGGAGGUCACGCAGGACCUGCACUACGAGAACUUUCGCUCAGAGAGACUGAAGAGAGCUGGCAGAGCUGUGGAAGAGGAUGUGGUUGACAAAGACCAGAUUCUCCUGCAGAAGGAGGCUGAGCUGAGGCGUAUGCAGGAGAUGAUUACCCAGAUGCAGGCACAGAUGAAGAUGAAGGGAGAUGAGUGAAAAGAGAGGGAUGGGAGAGGGAGAAGAGAGGAGCCCCUCACCGAUCAAACCCUCUGUGCGUCUGAAACUCCAUCAUAGUUGUACUGCUGGACGCACUCAUCACCGCCUAUCCCUCAGUGUGUCAGUCAAACAAUCAAUUAACCAAUCAACCAAUUAAAGGUCCUCAAUAACCAAAUUUUAAUUUGGAAGUCUUCAAUAUGGCCCCUAGUUCACUGUGGUACUGAGAUCCACUGAUCUGCUAGUCUGAGUGUUGUUUUGGAAAGCGUUACUGACCUUAUGACAUGAGGUAUGUUUGUCAGGAGUGUUAUAACAUGACAUAAUAACGGAUAUGGGUUAUGAUAUAUAAUAAGACAUACUGUAAAGACAAUGAUUGCAUGUUCUCCCAAUAAGUGACUAAUGAUGUUAAUUUGUUUUCAUCAGUACUACUAAUUCUGUCUCAUGUACAAUGCAGAUCUUCCAUUGAUAAUGGUACUAAUACAUCUCAUUGUUAGACAACAAUCAGACUUCAGUGUUUACAGAAUGUUAAGGGAAUGUGUUGAGUAUAUUAAGGGAAGGUUUGUUGAGAGCUGGGUGUUUUUGUGCCAUUUGCAACCUCUGUCUUCACAUUUGGACUCAGCGGAGGACAUAUCAGUCCAGGUGUAGUAAUAAGUGUCCCUCAGGUGGCACUAGUCUGUUCUAUAAGCACAAUACUUGGACAUAACUAUAAAAGUAAUAUAGAUAGACUUGUUUGGAAAUAUCCCACAUAUUAAAAAUAUUGUUUUUAAAAAAUUUGUUUUUUUUUAACCUUAUUUCAAAAUAUAGACCAAAUGUGAUAUUUACAAAACUUUGUGCCUCUGUUGUAUUGGAUGGAGACUGUUUGCCUUGGGCUCAAGUGUUUUCAAACUAUGCACAACCAUGUCAUGUCUUAAUUUGGUUAAUAUGCCUUUUGUAUCUCCUAAGACGUGCACUUCAAAACCUUUCAGCAACGUUUGUCUUUAUUACUUCCAUUACAUCAUGAGCAGUUAUAGCAUUGAUAUGUGGGUUUUUUCUUUGGUUGUGUUUUUGUUUGGGAUUUUCCUAAAGGGGUUUUUCAAUGAUUUACUGUAUGCACAUUACUCUUCUCCUAUUGGCCAGCUCCAUGGAACUUACAGUAUUAAACUGAAUUCCUAACGAUAUUCUGAUUCACCAUGUGUAUGUCCCAAAUGGAACCCAAUUCUUAUAUGGUGCACUACUUUUGACCAGAGCCUAACCAGACCCCCGGUCAAAAGUAGUGCACUAUAUAAGGAAUAGUGUACCAUUUGGGACACUACCCAUGUCUGUCUGUGGCUGUGCCAUCCCACUUUCUAGACUACUGACUGUCUUAUACAGUGAACACCUCUGUCUGUGUUCAGAAAUGUGUUGUUUGUGUUUAGGAGUGCUAUCGUCAGUUGCUUUGGCAUCGUCUCUGUAACCUGUCUCUUUCUGCUUAGUUGGUCAACAGAUUUGUCUGUUUUGAAUCUUCGAGCCAUUAACCAAACUAUGCUUGAGACCUUUUUUUUGUGUAGUUUCUCAACUUUUGCACUGCAUUUUCAGAAAUAAAGUUUCCGUAGAAGCAGA